Molecule: messenger RNA, 2250 nt
Organism: Calypte anna (Anna's hummingbird)
Lineage: Eukaryota; Metazoa; Chordata; Aves; Apodiformes; Trochilidae
Gene: LGMN
Product: legumain
Exons: 14
Coding region: 227-1522 (431 amino acids)
Biological process (GO): vacuolar protein processing
Molecular function (GO): cysteine-type endopeptidase activity
Source: RefSeq, a predicted model, not a curated record
UAGCACGGAGGCGAGCCGGGCUUGCUGGGGCACGUAGUGCGGACGGGGGGUGUCCGGCCCCCUCCUCUGCCCGGCCGCGAUUGGCCGGGGCCGAUCUCCGCCCGCCGCGGUCCGCGGUCUUCUCCCUCGGCACGGCGGUGCCGCAAUCACAGCGGCCGCGGCGGCGACACGUCCGCGGGCUGCGCGGAGUUUUUUCCCUCCCAUUUGUGGAUUAAACAAAGAAGAGAUGAUACUGGAAGCAGUUUUGCUGCUGGGCUGUGCUCUGGGCAUCAGCACAUUCCCGAUGGAAGAACCUGAAGAUGGGGGCAAGCACUGGGUGGUGAUUGUUGCAGGUUCCAAUGGUUGGUACAACUAUCGACACCAGGCAGAUGUGUGCCAUGCAUACCAGAUUGUUCACCGAAAUGGAAUUCCAGAUGAACAAGUCGUUGUCAUGAUGUAUGAUGAUAUUGCUGAUAAUGACGAAAAUCCAACAAAAGGUGUUGUCAUCAAUAGACCUAAUGGCACAGAUGUGUAUGCUGGAGUGCCCAAGGACUAUACAAAGGAGGAUGUUACACCAAAGAAUUUCCUUGCUGUUCUCAGAGGAGAUGCAGAGGCAGUGAAGGGGGUUGGAUCAGGAAAAGUAUUGAAAAGUGGUCCGAAGGAUCAUGUCUUUGUUUAUUUCACUGACCAUGGAGCUCCAGGACUUCUGGCUUUUCCUGAUGAUGAUCUUCAUGUGAAAGACUUGAAUAAAACUAUUUGGUACAUGCAUCAUCACAAAAAAUACCGUAAGAUGGUGUUUUACAUUGAAGCAUGUGAGUCUGGAUCUAUGAUGAAUCAUUUGCCUGAUAAUAUCAAUGUUUAUGCAACAACAGCUGCUAAUCCCAGAGAGUCAUCUUAUGCAUGUUACUAUGAUGAAGAGAGGCAGACUUAUCUUGGAGACUGGUACAGUGUGAAUUGGAUGGAAGAUUCAGAUAUGGAGGAUCUAAGAAAAGAAACACUCCAUAAGCAGUUUCAACUGGUGAAGAAACGCACCAACACCAGCCAUGUGAUGCAGUAUGGAAACAGAAGCAUCUCCUCGAUGAAGGUGAUGCAGUUCCAAGGCUUGGGGAAGAAGGCUGUCACCAUUUCUCUGCCACCUGUGGAACAUUAUGACUUGACACCUAGUCCUGAUGUGCCUCUGGCAAUCAUGAAACGAAAGCUAGUGGCUACCAAUGAUGCUUAUGAGGCUAAGAAGAUUGCUGCAGAGAUCAAAAUAUACUUGGAGGUGAAAGAAUUUAUCCAAGAAUCGAUGCGAAAGAUCAUCACCUUAAUAACAGGAUCAAAAGAAAAGACUGCUCAAAUUCUGUCAGAUAGAUUGACCAUCAGCAAUUAUGAGUGCUACCAGUCAGCAGUGAACUGCUUCAAAGCUCAUUGUUUCAACUGGCAUUUACCCUUGUAUGAGUAUGCACUGAGACAGCUGUAUGCCUUGGUCAACGUUUGUGAAGGAGGAUACCCUGUUGACAGGAUAUGCCUGGCCACGGAUCAAGUGUGCCUUGGGUAUUGAUGGAAACAGGAGUCUCUAAUGUAACCCUUACUACAAGUGAUAACUUUUCAUAACUGUAAUAAUCCAGACUUUACAUGCAUGCAGCAUCAGGAGUCAGCCACUGUACUGGAGCUGGGCUGGGAGCUGAGGCUCCUGACCAUGAGCAACACAGCACCUGCCAGUGCUCUCCCCUGCAUCCCCACCUGCUGGCAGCCUGCUGGCUUCAGAAGCAUUUUGGUGAACCACCUGGAGCUUUCAAGAUGGAUGAUUUGUUUCAAAGUGCAAUUCUUUUAAGAAUCUCUGGAUGGGACACUAAAAGCCUCCUAUCAGUGAUUGCUACAUCUAUGCUAAAUUUAAACAUUGAGCCAUUAAUUCUGGAUUUUUUUUAUACUGUUGCUAAGUAUUAGCUUUUUUUAAAAAGGCUAAUGAAUUCCAUUGUAGUGACUAGUUUGCAGACUGGUUAAUGAGUGAAGAAACAAAAGCUUGUUCUUUAAGCUUUAACUCCUUAACAGUUUAAAGAAAUUAAUUGCAUUCAAGAACUAUUGGAUGUGAACAGCACAGCCAAACUAUGAAAUGUAAAAGUCUUUGUGGGUAGAAAGCACUGUUUCCCAAAGAAAACCAGAAGUAUCUAAUAAUGUAAAUUUAGCACCCUCAUGCUAUAAUUAAAUGUAAAUACACAACAAACCUGUGGUAAGUUAUAGAGUACAGGAAUUGGCUGUGAAUAAAAAUAAAGUUGACAGUUUCAUCAA